AUGGAAAUCCCCGCAAAACUCCCCUUCUCCAAACGGCGGCUCCGACCGCGUGUUGUCAUCUCCUACAUCUUCGACUAUGUGAUCAUUAUUGUCUGCGCUAUCGGCUUCGCGAUUCUCAACAAGGUCGAGCCCUUCCACCAACACUUCUCCCUCAACAACAUCUCCAUCCAAUAUCCUUAUGCCGUACAUGAACGCAUCCCCAUGGCUUAUGCCCUCUGCAUCUCCGCUGCUUUCCCACUCGUCCUCAUUAUUGUCUACACCUUGGUCAUCGAUGGCUUGUUUUCGCACCAUAAGCCACAGGACGUAUCGUCUGGGAAGCGGAAGUUGAGAGGUCCACAUCGCUUCAAGGACAGACUUUGGGAGCUCAAUUGCGGUGUCUUGGGUCUUUUACUGGCUCAGGGACUCGCUUUCGUCAUCACACAGGCGCUGAAGACGGCAUGUGGCAAGCCGAGACCCGAUCUCAUCGAUCGUUGUCAACCACGCGCUGGUAGCAAGGACCUUUUCCCAGGAUUGUCAAACUCAACAAUCUGUACAGGCGAUCCCGCAUUGUUAACAGAUGGGUUUCGAUCGUGGCCGUCCGGCCACAGUAGUUCCUCCUUUGCCGGUCUCGUUUACACGUCGCUCUGGUUAGGCGGAAAGCUGCACAUUAUGGACAAUCGCGGUGAGGCCUGGAAGGCCUUGCUCGUCAUGGUUCCUCUACUGGCAGCAAGUCUCGUGGCCGUAUCGCGCAUCAUGGACGCGCGCCACCACCCAUUCGACGUGAUCACGGGGUCGAUGCUUGGGGUUGUCUGCGGCUUUGUCGCAUAUCGCCAGUAUUUCCCACCGCUCAGCGAACCCUGGCGCAAGGGUCGUGCCUACCCAAUCCGAACCUGGGGGUCUGAUCCUGCAGGGCCAGAUGCCGCUCGACUUAUCGGUCCCAAGGGCGAUAGCUCGACUGCUCUCCGCAACCCCGAAGAAGAACGCAUGGACCCAGAUUUGCCCAGCUCGGAACAUCCCAGACCCGAUGCAUCUACCUAUCUUCAUGCCUCCAACCCAUAUGGAUCAAAUGUUUACAAUCGCCGCCCACAUGACCAUGACGCUGACGGUGGUGCUUGGUCGUCGAGCGAGGACGACGUUACCAAUGGGUAUGAGAUGCGACAAGGUCAUAAUAUGGGGCAGAAUCUCGGUGCCGGUCACCAUGCGCCUCAAUAUGACCCCAGUAAUGCGUAUGUGUCCCAAACACAGCCGCUGACGGCUAAUACGGGAAUCCAUGUUCCUGAUCCGAUGGCGGGUCCGGGGCGUCCGUUGACGGACACUCCCGGUCGGGCCAUGUGA
Penicillium expansum is the source of this 1314-nucleotide messenger RNA. Its product is annotated as phosphatase PAP2 family protein. Bases 1 to 1314 code for a protein of 437 amino acids. NCBI's taxonomy places the organism in Eukaryota, Fungi, Ascomycota, Eurotiomycetes, Eurotiales, Aspergillaceae. Gene Ontology annotation, molecular function: phosphatidate phosphatase activity. The transcript has 5 exons. Gene Ontology annotation, biological process: phospholipid metabolic process. The record is from RefSeq and is a predicted model, not a curated record.